ACUCUUGAUUAACCAAUCGACAUCUAGUAUGAGUCAUCCGUGAACGGCCGAAGUGUCGAACGCCCUCCGGCCAGCGCCAGCACGCAGCACGGCAGCACGGCAGCACGCAGCACGUCUCGUCAUUCGUCGCCUACUCGCCUCACGCCCGUCGCUUGGUCGCCUGCAUUCCACCACUUACCCUUCGACGGUUCGGCCAAUCCGCGCUUCUCAAUAGUCACCUUCCUACCUUCUGUAGUUUCGACUUGGGUGCAUGCCAAUUUCAGUUUCUUUGUACGGCGGCUUGAGCACGGUUAAAGCUUGAGUCUUGGAUUCAAAAUAAUCUACUUGGGAUUCUACAACAAUCGAAUGGAGUCUAUGUAAUUUAAUCGAUGGUGAAGUACUGACUCCUGAAGCAAGAAGCUUCAGAGUGUAGGAGUGUUGUUUUGGAAGGAGUCUUUGGAGAUCGCUUAAUUCCAUCCUCUGCAGCUAGAAGGAAGAGCCAACACACAACUCUUUUCACAUUUGCAGUAAUCAAGCAUUCAGAAUAUGACAAUAGACUGUCUGAUUUUAGGGGCAGGCCAAGAAGUGGGGAAGAGUUGCGUGGUGGUGACUAUGAAUGGAAAGAGGAUAAUGUUUGACUGUGGCAUGCACAUGGGCUUUUUGGAUCAUCGUCGCUAUCCCGAUUUCUCUCUCAUCUCUCAGUCUGGAGAUUUCACUAGUGCCCUAUCUUGCAUCAUUAUCACCCAUUUCCACUUGGAUCAUAUAGGAGCUCUUCCAUAUUUCACUGAAGUUUGUGGGUAUAAUGGUCCCAUAUACAUGACGUAUCCCACAAAAGCCCUUGGUCCGCUAAUGCUUGAAGAUUACCGGAAAGUAAUGGUUGAUAGGAGGGGAGAAGAAGAGCAAUUUACUGCAGAACACAUUGUGGAAUGCAUGAAUAAAGUUAUAGUAGUGGAUCUGAAGCAGACUGUGCAGGUCGAUGACAAUCUACAGAUUCGAGCAUACUAUGCAGGGCAUGUCCUUGGAGCAGCAAUGUUCUAUGCUAAGGUAGGAGAUGCCACUAUGGUAUAUACAGGGGACUACAACAUGACACCUGAUAGACAUCUUGGGUCUGCCCAAAUUGACCAUUUGCCGUUGGACCUUGUUAUAACCGAGUCAACUUAUGCAAAUACUUUCCGUGAUUCAAAGUAUGCUCGUGAAAGAGAGUUUCUGCAAGCUAUUACCAGUAUUGUCAAAUGUGGAUGUAUGAUUAGAAUCAAGUUUUGCAUGUGAUAUGAAGAAGCUAUUUGAUAAAGCACCUAAGGCAAAUCUUUGGUUCACAGUUGUGUUGCUGCUGGGGGGAAGGUGCUAAUUCCUACAUUUGCCCUGGGCAGAGCUCAGGAAAUAUGUAUGCUGCUGGAUGACUAUUGGGAGCGCAUGAAUCUUCAAGUUCCUAUAUAUUUUUCUGCAGGAUUGACUGUCCAAGCUAAUAUGUAUUACAAGAUGCUCAUUAACUGGACCAGCCAAAAGGUGAAAAGCACAUCCACCACAUGCAAUCCAUUUGAUUUUAAAAAUGUAUGCAGUUUUGAUCGAUCAUUAGUUAAUGCUUCUGGGCCUUGUGUACUCUUUGCUACUCCGGGAAUGAUAAGUGGAGGGUUCUCACUUGAAGUUUUUAAGCAGUGGGCUCCAUGUGAAGAUAACCUCAUUACUCUUCCUGGAUAUUGUGUAGCCGGGACCAUAGGGCAUCAAUUGAUGUCAGCGAAAACACCCUCCAGAAUCAGAAUGGAAGGAGGGACCCACAUUGACGUGCGCUGUCAGAUCCAUCAGCUGUCUUUCAGCCCACACACUGAUGCCAAGGGAAUCAUGGACUUGGUUAAAUUUCUUUCACCCAAACAUGUGAUACUUGUACAUGGUGAGAAACCGAAGAUGGCAUUACUGAAGGAGAGGAUUCAAAUGGACUUGCAAAUCCAGUGUUACGAUCCUGCAAAUAAUGAGACUGUGUGUAUUCCUUCAACUCAUUACAUACAAGUGGAUGCCACAGAUACCUUUGUCAAAAGUUUGGUAACCCCAAAUUUCAAGUUCCUAAAUAGCAGUUCUAAAACAGAUUCUAGUCUAAAUGGAAUCGAUCCGAGGCUCAAUCAUGUGUUACAAGUAUGUGAUGACAGAGUCGGCCAAGGGGUACUAGUUAUGCAGACCAACCAGAAACCAAAGGUUGUACAUGAGAAUGAGAUGAGAGCAAUGCUCGGAUUAGAAAGCUAUGAAGUGAGAUUCGCUUACUGUUUUCCUGUGGUGCUGUCUUUUUCUGAGGAUGACACCAACCAAAGCUACGCCGACUUACAUGUUUGGCUUCAGUUAUUGUAUGCAAAACUGGCAGGAGGACUCAAAGAUUUGACCAUUGUGAACAACAUGGAACAUCUUCGAGUAGAGUCAUUUGUUAUUGUUAUUUGCUUGAAGGAAAAGUGCUCUCACAGAGUCGAUAGUGGCAAUGCCCAGUGCACAUCUAAGUCGGUGCAUUUUUGCUGCAGUUGGUCACUGGUGGAUGAGAAGCUUGCUUGGAGAAUCAUCUCCUUCAUGAAAAAUCUGGAGCUGAUAACUGUGCCUAAGUUGGUUUAAAAAAUAGAGUAUGAUUAUUGAUUUGUUUUGCUGAAUAGGAAUUCUUUGUUGUACGAUCUCCAGAUAAUAAGUUUACAUUUCUUUUUUUAAUUGCUUGGAGAAUCAUGUAUCUGCUUGUUGUGCAAUCUUUUUAUAUUGCAUGCUUUUAUUUAUUUCCUGUAUCUUAAUGUAUCGAUAUUCAUUAGAAAUUAAAGUAUCAAUUCCAUAAUAUUUUGUAGAAUAGAACAAUAAAGGAACAAC
Messenger RNA from Cuscuta europaea, 2808 nucleotides. The record is from the annotation of a GenBank genome assembly. Lineage: Eukaryota; Viridiplantae; Streptophyta; Magnoliopsida; Solanales; Convolvulaceae.